This is a messenger RNA of Zophobas morio, 4141 nucleotides long. RefSeq names its product DNA repair protein RAD50-like. The coding region runs from base 134 to 4120 and encodes 1328 amino acids. NCBI's taxonomy places the organism in Eukaryota, Metazoa, Arthropoda, Insecta, Coleoptera, Tenebrionidae. Gene Ontology annotation, biological process: telomere maintenance via recombination; chromosome organization involved in meiotic cell cycle; telomere maintenance via telomerase. Gene Ontology annotation, molecular function: double-stranded telomeric DNA binding; single-stranded telomeric DNA binding; ATP hydrolysis activity. The transcript has 43 exons. The record is from RefSeq and is a predicted model, not a curated record. Gene Ontology annotation, cellular component: nucleus; Mre11 complex; condensed nuclear chromosome.
AAACUGGGAGGGCUAAAUGAGCUUUCGGCUAAUGGAGAGCUCAAUACACGAAGGGGAAAACAAUUAAAACCUUUUUCUUCAUCACUUAAUAUAAAGUACCUCCUUUAUAAAACUUAUUACCUAUAAGUAAACUAUGUCCUCACUUGAAAAAUUGUUACUUCAAGGAGUACGAAGUUUUAGUCCCGAUGAGCCUACAGUCAUUGAAUUUUUUUCGCCUUUAACCCUAAUCUGUGGGCAAAACGGAGCUGGGAAAACGACUGUCAUCGAGGGACUUCGGUUUGCUACCACAGGUGAAUAUCCACCAGAUUCUAAUAUGGGACGCUCUUUUGUUUUUGAUCCAAGAAUUUCAUCCGAAAGAGAAGUUAAAGCCAAAGUGAAACUUCGCUUUUGCAAUACAGCUGGCCGAGUUAUUACUUGCACCAGAACUUUGCAGGUGGCUCAAAGUUCUACCAACAAACCCACUUUAAAAACUCUUGAAAAUGUUUUGGAGACUAAAGAUCCUGUUUCUGGAGAAAAAUCGAACCUAACACGUAAAUGCGUUGAUAUGGAUAAAGAAGUUCCACUCCAGCUGGGCAUUUCUAAAGCCGUUUUGGAUUAUGUUAUAUUUUGUCAUCAAGAAGAAGCGAAUUGGCCUUUGGGCGAUCCUAAUAAAUUAAAAGAAAAGUUUGACGGCAUAUUUUCUUCCACGAGGUACACUAAAGCACUUGAAAAUAUUAAAAAGUAUCGUUUGGAGCUGAAUGCUAAACUCAAAACGCUCGAGAUCGAUAUAGGUCACUAUAAAAUCCACCGCGAGAAAGCCGUUGAGUUGGAAAGUAGAUUGGAUAGCUUAGGAAAGAGCAUUGAGCUUUGCGUUAAUAGAUUUCGGGAUCUUGAUUCUGAGUUGGCCCCUCUCGAAAAUAAUUUAAACGCGAUAUCAGCUGAAAUAGAAGAAGCCAUUUCGGUUGAGUCUUUGCUGCUUAACGAAGAAACGAUGCUGGCUCGAAUUUCUUCGGAAAUUAACGAGCUUUCUGUCAAAGUGCGCGUGUUACCCGAUUCUGAUAAAGAGCUAAAGGAGAAGUUGCAGUCUUUUAAAGAAGACAUGGACAGAAUAGUUCGGGAAAACACUGCAAAGCAACACCUUCUUAUUGAGAAAAAUAGUGAACUGAAAAACAUGUGUCUUCUGAACCAGCGACUCCGCGACGAAAGGACGAAAAGUCGAUUGGAAAAGGAGGAGUUGGACUCUGCAUUGCAGAAAAUAAAUGAACUUGUGUUGGAAAUUUCAGAGAUACACGACAUCCAUCAACCACAUGACUUACAGUUUACCCACGAAACUGCUGUUUCUGAAUUUAGUUCAGUUCUCCGUACGAUGAUAGCAGAGAAGAAGAAGGAGCUGGGGAGGCUGAAAGGAGAGUUGUGGAAACGGAACGGCAACUUUGAAAAGGAAAUUGAUAAGCUUCGCAACGAGAUGUCUGCAUCUGAACAGGAAAAGAAAUCGAAAGACCAAAUGUUGACUCAGUUCAAGCUCGAACUUAUCAAUACUGAUAACGAACUUUCCAAGAUAAAAGUUAGCAAGCAGGAUCUUGAAAACCUUGAAGAAGAGCUUGAACUUAUUAAAACCAAAAUAUCGUUGAAAACUGAAGCGGCCGCUGUUGAAAAGCUUCAGCUGGAAAAAGAAAGACUGGAAGCUUCCAGAGCGAAAAUUCAGUCGCACAUGGAAAGCCUCCACGAGGAUAUUAAGCUCUUCCACUUGCAGUCGUCUUCACGCGCCAAAGUUGAGCAGAUGAAGGAGAGAAAAGCUCGAAUUGAAGCAUCGAUUGCGCAUCUCUCGGAACAGGUGCUCGCGGACGCUUCCAAGUGGCUUGGCACAUCUCUAAAAGCGGACCCUUUUGCAACAAAUGAGAUGCUGAGGAAAGCGCUCCAGGGAAAAAGGGAAGCCCUCGGGGGUUUAUGCCUAGAGAAGCAGGAGAGCGAGGUGGCCCGCCUUUCAUUAGAAUCUCAGAAGUCUCGUGAAGAAGAAGAGAUUCAGCAUCUCCUUCUGCAGCUGAAAGGAAGCCCAUUCGCUUAUAGACUCUUUCCAGCAUGUGUAAUCCCCCCUGUAGAAAAGGACGGUUUACUGCGGAGCGAAUGCGGGAGCUUGCCCUUCCCCGCUGCGUACGAAAAGGUUGAGAAGAACUACAGCAAGCAACAAGGCAUCUACAAGCAGAUUGAAGCUUCGCAGUUUGUCAUUGAGGGCUACGAGAAGGUUUUCCUAGAGAAGCACUACUGCGCACUCUGCGAAAGAAGUUUCUCAAGCGAAGCGGAACGUCUUACUUUUCAUAACAAAUUGCGGAAAAAGAAAGAAAAAGUUCCUCUAUACUUGAACAACUUGAAAGAAGAAGUUGAUACACUCUUUGCCAAGAAGAAGCGGCUCGACCAACUACGCAUCAUCCACGAGGAUAUUAGCCGUAUCCGAAACGGCCGGUUGCCGGCAUUACAGAGCAGUCUGGACUCGAUCGCUGAAAAGCUGGAGGAAGCUAAGCAGCGCUCUGAAAGGUGUAAGACGGAGGACCUUAAAAAAGACGUGGAGACGCUGGAAGCGUUGUUGGUCAAUAGCGAUCAGUGGUUGGGUUUACUCUAUGACCACUCAGAACUCGAAGCUUCCAUAUCUUCAGAGUCUCUUGGACUUCACUCUUCUGAAAAAUACGCAACCAUGGAAGAAGCCUGCCAAAAGCUGGAGGCCUUGCAGGAGAGAGAAAGAAGUGAAGCCAGUGAAGUAGAAAAAGUUGCAGAAGAACUGCUCACUUACGAAUUUUCAGUUGUUUCUCUUCGGCAAGAACUUCAAGAAAAAGAGCAUCAGAAGGAGUUGCUCUUAGCCUCUCUGGAGCAGCUUGAAAAGUAUAAAGAGAAGAAGAUGUUAUUAAACGCGUCCAUUGAAAGUUAUUAUUCCGAUAUUCAGUCGCUUUCUCAUGAACGCGAUUCACUUAAAGAAAAGUUUGAGGAGAAAGUUGAAGAGCGCGCCAAGUAUCAGAACGAUAAGGAGGUGACAACGGGGAACUUGGCGGACUGGAUAGCCCGACUCGAAAGAGACUUCGGGCGUUUCAACAUUCUUCUAGAGAAAGUGAACAGGUUGAAGACCUCCUCCACUCUGGCCAACCUGAAACCCCUCGAAGAGCAAUUGCAAAGUCUUCAACACGAGCAGAGCCAAUUGGAAAGCACAAUAUCUGCUCUUAAGGAAGACCUUGAAAAGAAGAGAAAUAUAAUAAAUACACAAACUGAACACCGAAGAAAUAUGGAGGACAAUCUCCACCUUCGAAAACUUCACCUUGACAUGAGCGAAAAGAAAGAGACCACGCAAAAACUAGCGAACCAACUUUCUUGCUAUAACAAAAGUGGCAUGCUCGAAUCAAAGAAAGAGCUUGUAGUCCAAAUGGAUCGCCUAAAAGAAGAAAGAAGUGUGCUGAAGGGCAGGCAACACGAGCUCGAAAAGCAAAGAGAAGACGUCGAUCGCGAGCUUCAUUCCGACAUAUACACUUCGGCUUUACGCACUUAUAAAGAAAAGCUUUUCUCGUUCAAGACGACCCUGGUAGCCUCCUCAGACUUGGAUAAGUUUUAUAAGGCCUUGGAUGCGACAAUCGUGCAGUACCAUCGUGUGAAAAUGAACGCCAUCAACGAAAUUAUCAAGGAGAUGUGGAGCAACACUUACAGCGGAUCCGACAUUGACACCAUUGAGAUUCGCUCGGAGUCCGCUAUUAGCAACGCCACUGGCCGCCGUUCUUACCAGUACAGAGUGGUCAUGCUGAAGGGAGACGUUGAAGUCGACAUGAAAGGCAGAUGCAGCGCUGGCCAAAAGGUGCUGGCGUCGCUUAUAAUAAGACUUGCGCUGGCAGAGACGUUUUGCAUUCACUGCGGCAUUCUUGCGUUGGACGAGCCCACUGCCAACUUGGACAGAGAAAAUAUUGAGAAAUUUGCCCAAAAUCUUAUCAACAUUAUAGAGAACCGCCGAGCCCAAAGGAACUUUCAGUUAAUUGUGAUCACGCACGAUGAUGAGUUCGUAAACUAUCUCGGGCAGGCCGACUACGUGGAGCACUACUACCGAGUAACCAAAGACUCCAGGCAACAUACAUGUGUUGUGAAACGAUCUUUUCGGCAUCACACUCUAUAAUAAAUAUGCGCUUGCACUUUA